UCGAAGAACAUUUGAUAACUCCACCUCUUCACCCUCACAUUCUUGUUCUAUCUUCAAUACUUUGAAACCACUUUCGAAACUUUUAAAAACAUAUUCAUAAUGAUAUUCGAAGUUCCAAUUGAUCACUUCCCAGCUUCAUCUCAACAAGUCUCUAAGACUCGUGAGCAUAAGCCACUUCGACUUUCAACAGUUUCACUUCAUUCAAAAGAAGUUAAUGCUGCAGUUGCUCCAUUAAGCCCAUCAGUACGCCGAUCCCAAUUUAAUUUCUCCUCCGAAGUAACAAAGUCUGCCCUUCCAAAGGUUCGAGCAUCAAUUCCACCACUCAAGAGAGCUCUGACAAGUCCAGCUCUACCAGUUCAACACCUGAAUCUCAACCUUGUACGCAAAGGAUCAAACCCAUCAUCUCAAACGAGUCGCAACAAUUCUGUCACUGACCUACUCAAAAGCGAAUUAUUCAAAAUGCCAUCUCGCCUCUUAUCAACAGCAGUUUCCUUGCACCAGCUGGCGUAAACUGUAGCCACAUUACACAUUUUUCAAAACUUAUUUAGUUCCUUCCUUCUUCAUUUUUACCCCCGUUAUCACACCUAACUUAUUUGCCCAUUCCCUUUCUUUCGGGUAAUUUCCAUUCAACUGAAUCUCUCCACUUUCCCCAUAUGGAUCUCCCUGAUUUGAUUUGUAAACCGGUCCCAUCUUGAUGAUCCUCACCGAUUGUUUUCUGAAAAGCUAUAAGCGAAUAUGGAAAUAAUACUACGUGUAUGUUAUUGUUGAUUAAUAUAAUACUGAUGCACAUGAUAAUAAUAAUAGAAAAAUAAAUGAUGUAUCGUUAU
Molecule: messenger RNA, 827 nt
Organism: Caenorhabditis elegans
Lineage: Eukaryota; Metazoa; Nematoda; Chromadorea; Rhabditida; Rhabditidae
Gene: C13G3.1
Product: ELYS
Source: RefSeq, marked reviewed